AUGGAGAGGGAAUCACUUCUACAAAUCUUCCAACCUCACGACUUCGUAAAUCAGAAUUUCCUUGAUCUAUACCAUUUGUACGACAACCUAUCGUGCACACCAUUCCAGGCUGGCAUAGGUAUUCACUGCGAAGAUCCUGACCAGUACCUCAUGGAUGCUUGGCACGUUAUUACGCCAGAUACGAUGAGGCGCCACCUUGACUGGAAGAACAGACGUCGUACCCAAUUCAUCUCUCUUUACGGCAACGAAGCAACUGCCAUACGGGAACGGCAAAGGCGGUGCAGCCAGCUAUGGGUUCCCGGGGUAGGACAACGUGAACUCACCUCCAUCCGCAUCGCGCACAUACGAUUACCGAGCAAUACUAAGGUCUGGGCUUUCUCCCGGGUGGAAAUGCUUCACAUGAUGGGCACCUUUGGCAGCGAAGUACGAUCGGAGUUGUUUACAGUGUUAGGAGUGGAUGAGUGGUUUGUGUGGGGCGCGAUUUCUGCAAAUCUCAUCGUAAACCGACAUCAGUUAUGA
Baudoinia panamericana UAMH 10762 is the source of this 519-nucleotide messenger RNA. RefSeq lists its product as uncharacterized. The transcript has a single exon. The coding region runs from base 1 to 519 and encodes 172 amino acids. The record is from RefSeq and is a predicted model, not a curated record. Lineage: Eukaryota; Fungi; Ascomycota; Dothideomycetes; Mycosphaerellales; Teratosphaeriaceae.